Messenger RNA from Tauraco erythrolophus (red-crested turaco), 294 nucleotides. The record is from RefSeq and is a predicted model, not a curated record. NCBI's taxonomy places the organism in Eukaryota, Metazoa, Chordata, Aves, Musophagiformes, Musophagidae.
AUGGGAUUAGGUAUUUGUUUAAAGCAAGAGGAUGCCUAUAAAACUCAAGUCCGAAUUGAUGAUGAACCAGCCUAUUUGGACAUUCUAGACACUGCUGGACAGGUAGAAUUCACAGCCAUGAGGGACCAAUACAUGCGAGGAGGAGAAGGCUUCAUUAUCUGCUAUUCCAUCACAGACCGCCAAUCCUUUCAAGAAGCUACUGAGUUUAAGGAACUCAUUUAUCGUGUUCGGCACACCUAUGACAUCCCCUUGGUGCUGGUGGGAAACAAAAUAGAUCUUGAAGAGUUCAGACAA